This is a messenger RNA of Hippoglossus stenolepis (Pacific halibut), 2212 nucleotides long. Its product is annotated as aldo-keto reductase family 1 member D1. Gene Ontology annotation, cellular component: cytosol. The record is from RefSeq and is a predicted model, not a curated record. The transcript is spliced from 9 exons. Gene Ontology annotation, biological process: bile acid biosynthetic process. Gene Ontology annotation, molecular function: aldose reductase (NADPH) activity; Delta4-3-oxosteroid 5beta-reductase activity. NCBI's taxonomy places the organism in Eukaryota, Metazoa, Chordata, Actinopteri, Pleuronectiformes, Pleuronectidae. Bases 1109 to 2095 code for a protein of 328 amino acids.
CAAUUUAAUUUUAUAUUAAAUUUCUGCCAAUAGUUCCAUUUCACCUAAAUCUCACACACGGGACCUUUAAAUACCACAGCUGUGCAGUAGUUUAUCUCACACACCUUGUUUUUAGGAGCCUCUUGACCCAAAUCCUGAAGGUCAUUAUUCAUAUAUUUAUGAAUAAUGACCUUCAAUAUAAGUGUGAACAGUGGUGGAGGAACUACUCCAACAUUUUACAUAAGUAAAAGGACAAAUGAACAGAAACAAAUGUACACAAGUAAAAGCACCACAUUACCUUUUCUUCUUGAGUAAAAGUAAGUCAAGUUCUUAUUGGUUGCUCAUACAAAUAUAAAAUAAACAAACAGUGUGAACAUGCAACACAAUGCAUUGUCAAAUGAAAUGGAGCAGAAAGUACAGAUAUUUGCUCAUAUGUGUUGUGGAGUGAAAGUGAAUAGUACCUGAAAAUAAAUCUACUUGAGUAAAUUACAGAUACUUAAGUAAUGUAAUGAAGUAAAUGUACUUAGUUACAUCCUACCACCAAGUGUAAAAGAUAUGAAAUGAAUGAAAGAGACAGGACUACGAGAGCCAGCAGAAAGACGAGGUCUUACUCUGUUUAAUUUAACACUGUUUGAAACGAUAAACUGCAGAGCAAAUAUCAUGCAAAUUCCAAAUCGUAAUUUUCACUGGAUAAUGAGAUGUUGGCAGUUUAAACGGUAUUGACAUAAAUGCUGUCAAUAUGUUGUUUAAAACAACAUAUUGUUUUCUCUGUUUUUUUUGUGAUUAACCCAGGGGAUGCUGUCCUGGAGUUGGCGAACCGCUGGGCUAAAUACGCUUACAACCUUAUGUUGACUUGCCCUGAGCAACAUCUAUCAACAUUGUUUCAACUCAUAUCAUUUGCAAACAUUACCUAAAUUGUAGCCUCAACCUACAUUUAGUCGAGGUGCUGUCACAGUCCAGCCCUGCCGUCCUGGGAGGAGUCAGAGUCUUUAUAUUGUUAUAUCAGGAGCCACAACAGUGUCAAAGUGCAGCAGAACAGGAAUUAUCUUGUCGCUGUGAAUGACGUAUUCAACCCUGAGCUCUAAACCAGGACACAUGCAGCUGUGACGGCUCGAAGAGUCACACUUUGAUGAGAAUGAACCUCACAGCUGAGAGCCACUCCGUUCCUCUAAGUGAUGGGAACAGCAUACCCUUGAUGGGACUGGGGACAUAUGGAGACCCUCGCACGACGCCUAAAGGAACUGCAUAUGAAUCAGUUAAAGUGGCCAUUGACACCGGGUACCGACACAUUGAUGGGGCUUUGGUCUAUUUCAACGAACAUGAGGUGGGACAAGCGAUAAGGGAAAAAAUUGCAGAUGGAACCGUGAAGAGAGAAGACAUCUUCUACUGUGGGAAGUUGUGGAACACAUUCCAUCCUCCUGAAUUAGUGCGACCUACUCUUGAGCAAACGUUGAAGACGUUACAGUUGGAUUAUGUUGACCUCUAUGUAGUGGAAAUGCCGACUGCUUUCAAGCCAGGGGACACAUACUACCCCAGAGAUGACAGUGGGAAAUAUAUCUAUCAUGAGACUGACCACUGUGCAACAUGGGAGGCUUUGGAGGCUUGCAAAGAUGCCGGGCUUGUGAAAUCUCUUGGAGUAUCCAACUUUAACAAGCGACAGCUGGAGCUGAUUCUGAACAAACCUGGACUGAAACACAAGCCAGUCUCAAACCAGGUUGAAUGCCAUCCCUAUUUCACUCAGCCAAAGUUGAUUGAAUACUGCCGGGAGAAGGAUAUUGUCAUUGUGGGAUACAGCCCCUUGGGGACAUCUAGAGAUUCAUCCUGGGUGAACCUUAAAUGCCCGCCACUGUUGGAAGAUGAGCUGCUGGUAUCGGUUGCCAAAAAGUACAACAAGACCACAGCCCAGGUGGCCCUGAGAUUCAACGCGCAGAGAGGAGUGGUGGUCAUCCCAAAGAGCUUCAACGCAGUUCGCAUAAAGGAGAACUUUCAGAUAUUUGACUUCUCUCUGACGGAGGCUGAGAUGAAGGCAAUUGAGGGGUUGAACAAGGAUAUUCGUUUCGUGGAGCUCCUCAUGUGGGCAGAUCAUCCAGAGUAUCCGUUUCAUGAUGAAUACUAGACACCACCGAUUUCAAGCUUGUUCAGUUUAUUAGGGGGGAUUUGCUCUCUCAUCUCAUGUUGUAUCUCUUGUUGUAACUGUCCACCUAUUUCUAUAAACUGUACUAUUACAACUGCA